CGAGGCCGCGCCGCCCCCAGCGCCGCGUUCCGGUUCCGGCGCGCGGAGCAGGGCGGGAGGCGGCGGAGGCCAUUAGCGAGAGCGCGGGCAGCGCGGCGGUAGAGCCACAGCACUGCAGCCAUGUCGAUUGGGGUGCCCAUCAAGGUCCUGCACGAGGCCGAGGGCCACAUCGUCACCUGUGAGACCAACACUGGGGAAGUGUAUCGAGGCAAGCUGAUCGAAGCUGAAGACAACAUGAACUGUCAGAUGUCCAACAUAACAGUGACAUACAGAGAUGGACGGGUGGCACAGCUCGAGCAGGUGUACAUCAGGGGCAGCAAGAUACGGUUUCUCAUCUUACCAGACAUGCUGAAGAAUGCUCCUAUGCUAAAGAGCAUGAAGAAUAAAAACCAGGGUUCUGGAGCUGGGCGAGGGAAAGCAGCUAUUCUCAAAGCUCAAGUGGCUGCAAGAGGAAGAGGCCGUGGUAUGGGCCGUGGCAACAUCUUCCAGAAGCGAAGAUAAUUUUGGUCUUGGCUGAAUUGGUUUUUUUAUUAGGGGUGUUAACUUGACUAUAUGCAUUGUUGGUAUCAGUUUUGUUUAAUAAAUGUUUCUGACAAAAACUUGUCUGCUCUUACCUGACAGGACAAUUCUUGGGCAGAUACACUGCAGGUUGAUUUCAAACUCAAGCCAGCUUUGGAAAAUAGUAGACUUUAUUAUAUCUAGUAUUGACCACUUUGUGUGAUGCAUUUGUUUUGAAAGAUUAUUAUAUUUCCUUUUUUCUUGUUUAGUACUACUGUCAUUUAUUCUUUAAAGAGCUAGAAGGAGUUCUUAAGAAGAAUUUUAAGUCAUACAUUAUAAAGUCUUAUUAGCAGCUGCAUUUAUAGAAAAUAGAGCAAAACGGAGGCAGUUUCCUGAGAAGCAGAGCACUGUGUUCUUUUGCUUUAUAUGCACCUACAAUAGAUAGAGGUCUAUCUUCAGAUCUGUAUACUGAACUUGUAUUCUUGCAUUUCUUAUUUUUCUCUUUAGAUAGGGGGAGAAUUUUUCAUUAGGAACACAACUUUGAUAGCCUGUAUCUAUAGUUGCAGUGAAAAAAUCUAUUCUGACUUGGCAGUUUUCCCCUGUGUCUGGGAAAAGACAACAGAAUAUAAAAUAGGCAUUUUCCAGGAUAAAUUUGAAAUGCUUUGUAGAUUUGAAAGGCAGGACAGGUGUAUGAGGAAAGUCUUAUAAAUAGUUAUCCAUUAAACACAACUCAGUACAAAGGCUGAUGUUUUCAACAAAACUCACAAUUGACUUCAGCUUCUGAUUUUGUGUACUAUCUGUACACAGUUGUGUAUAGAUCAGCUGAUCUACAGGAAGCCAAAUGUAGUUGUAGCUUCAGUUUAUUUUGAUUGAAGUGUAGUUGUGGGUGUUUUUACUGCCUUAAAUGGUUGAAACAUUUCAGUGUAACCCUUCUGUACCUAAUCCCAUCCUUGCAUUCAAUUAGCAGUCUGUACACACAUAAAAGAGCUGCUCUUGCUUUUCAGCUGGGAUGCUGUGAAGACUCCCAUGUGUGCAGACAGGAAAGUUGAACUAAUGUAUUAACUUGUUGAAUUGUGUGUAAAUAAAGCUGUAUUUGGUCUCACAUCA
This is a messenger RNA of Catharus ustulatus (Swainson's thrush), 1605 nucleotides long. It is a transcript of the gene SNRPD3, whose product is annotated as small nuclear ribonucleoprotein D3 polypeptide. Gene Ontology annotation, biological process: RNA processing; spliceosomal snRNP assembly. Lineage: Eukaryota; Metazoa; Chordata; Aves; Passeriformes; Turdidae. The transcript has 4 exons. The record is from RefSeq and is a predicted model, not a curated record. The coding region runs from base 121 to 501 and encodes 126 amino acids. Gene Ontology annotation, molecular function: RNA binding. Gene Ontology annotation, cellular component: spliceosomal tri-snRNP complex; SMN-Sm protein complex; U12-type spliceosomal complex.